UACAUGGGACGCAAACGUGCGGCAACGCGUUUGCGUACUGUGUGUAACCGGCCUUAGGAGGACGAAGGAGCCGUUACUUACGUUACCUAACCCUAAAUUUAACAAGUCUCGAAACUUUUUCAAAACAUUUACCAACAAAAAAUUCAACGAAACGCCCGAGUGGCUCGAACCAAUAUUUAGUUUUUAUCGCGAGAAAUUUUAAGGAAGGUGUUUUAAUAAAAAUUUAUCGCGGAAAAUGAAUGCACCGCCGACUUUUGAAUCAUUUUUGUUAUACGAAGGAGAGAAGAAGAUAAUAAAGGAACAAGACACCAAAGUACCUAAUGCCGCUAUCUUUACAGUCAACAAAGAGGACCAUACACUAGGAAACAUGAUCCGCAAUCAAUUGCUUAAAGAUCCUCAAGUGUUGUUUGCUGGUUACAAAGUUCCACAUCCACUGGAACACAAGUUUGUUAUUAGAAUACAAACCACAUCCGAUUAUACACCACACGAAGCAUUUAUGCAUGCUAUCACAGAUUUAAUUGCAGAACUCUCUUUGUUUGAGGAACGUUUUAAGGAGGCUAUCAAGGAGAAGAAGGAAGGUUUAGAUUAAAUAAAUAUAUUUGAUUGAGAUCUGUGCGUGUGGUAUGUGUGUGUGUGGUGUGUGUACAUAUAUACAUAUAUAUAUAUAUUGUAAUUGUAUUUUACCUAAAUUUGACAUUACCUGAUUUUGAUGAAGUUUAUCACAGUUUCUCUAGCUAUGUGAUGGAAAGAAUGUAUGCUGUAUGCUCUACGAUAUUACAGAUAAAAACAGUUGUAAAAGUAAUUUUGUCAUUUGCUGGAGGUAAAUGUGAAUAAGUGGAAAUUUUGAGUAACAUGCAAAUAUAUUUGGCAACACCAUGUCCCAAGUCAUAAGACUUUGAAUUAACUUUGUACACUGGUGAAUAUGAUAUUUCUAUGCAUUACUGAAUGCGUUGCUUAUAUUUUUGUCAAUGUCUUAAAUUUUAUAACGCUAAUUUUCACGUGCUAUUUCAUUUAUCCAAAGAAUCUGUUACCGCAGUGCUAGUAAAAAUCGAGCAACUUGU
Molecule: messenger RNA, 1061 nt
Organism: Harpegnathos saltator (Jerdon's jumping ant)
Lineage: Eukaryota; Metazoa; Arthropoda; Insecta; Hymenoptera; Formicidae
Gene: Rpb11
Product: DNA-directed RNA polymerase II subunit RPB11
Exons: 4
Coding region: 236-589 (117 amino acids)
Biological process (GO): transcription by RNA polymerase II
Cellular component (GO): RNA polymerase II, core complex
Molecular function (GO): DNA binding; protein dimerization activity
Source: RefSeq, a predicted model, not a curated record